GGAAAGAAGUAAAACGGCAUAAUGGAAACACUUAACAACUAUCUAAGUAAAUAUAAGGGCUAUGUUUUUGCAAAAGGUGAAACCACUGCGGAGUACAUCGACUCUCUUCAGCAUUUUGAGAUUCGUGACAGUGAUGUUUUUCUGGUGACAUAUCCCAAAUCAGGCACAAUAUGGACACAGAACAUAAUAAAUUUAAUUUGUGAGGAUGCCACAGACAAAACUCAAUUUCCCAACAAUCUUGAGAAGAUGCCUUGGUUAGAGUACCGUGAAGGCCGAGCGGACUACUCUUUGCGAUCGUCUCCACGGUUCUUUGCCACCCAUCUCACACCCAGACUGAUGCCACCAGGCCUUAGGGGGAAGAAAGGAAAGAUCGUGUAUGUGGUCAGAAAUCCAAAAGACAACGCCGUGUCAUAUUAUCACUUCAGCAAAGUCUGGGCCAAGCUUGAGAAAUACAAGAGCUUUGAAAACUUUCUGGAGCAGUAUCUGACAGGAAAUGUUGGCGGUUCAUCUUGGUUUGAUCAUAUCCAAGAGUGGCACAGUGAAGGAGACCAGUACAACAUACUUUUCCUGUCAUAUGAGGAUAUGGUCAUGGAUCUCAGGACAGCAGUGGAGAAAAUCUGCAAGUUCUUGGGGAAAAAUCUGGAUGACGUUGCUAUCACACAUGUUGUGGAAAAGGCAACUUUCAAAAACAUGAAGAAGGACCCAAAGGCUAACUAUGAAUUUAUUCCUAGAGAUCUACUGCUGAAGCCCCAAUUCAUGCGCAAAGGCACAAUAGGAGAUUGGAAGAACACAUUCACUGUAGCACAAAAUGAAAUGUUUGACCAGAUCUUCAAAGAAAGAAUGAAAGAUUUUCCUCUGAACUUCAUCUGGGACCUGGACAACUAAAAACAUUCAUGAGACAAAAGAACCAGCAUUGCUUGCCCCUGGACAUUAAACACCGUUUUUUUUAAACAGUGUUCUCCCACUACCCCCGCAAUAAUGUGACCACUGUGUGUACUUUAUAAUCUCCUAUAUAAGCCUUAAAAUCCUGGCAUUAAGGAUGACAUUUAAAAAAAACUAACAGUUGGAAGACAUGAUUAAGCAAAUUCUGCCCAAGACAUCAAGUUGACAUCAUCAGAAAAGAAGUGCAAUUCUAGAGCAGAAACAAAUGAUCAGAUUUUGAUUAAAGAUUCCAGAUUCUGUCACUCCAACCAGGACAAUUCUCAGUUUAGGACAGUCCGAAAGACAAAUGCCUUGUUCUGUGGAUAAAAGGAUAGACAUGACAAAAGGCUAAAUUUAAGAUUUGUGUAUUUAAAUUGCAUAUAAAAAUGUCAAUAAUUUCAGAGGCAGUUUUAGCAUAAAGUAAUAAACUUAAUGCAUAAUUUUCUGCCAUAAAUAUUGUGGCAUAGUUUAUUAUUAUUAUUAUUAACAGUUUACAUCUAUUUGAUUUUUUUUAAAGCGAUAUUUCACCCCAAAAUGAAAAUUUUGACAUCACUCCCAAACCUGUAAAACCUUUGUUCAUCCUCUGAUUUAUUUUUUUUUAUAUUUUGGAUAUCGUGACUAUCCCAUUGUGACUGACCCAUUCACUGCCAAGUAAAGUAUGAAAAACACAUGAAUGUUACGAAGUGACAAGAAUAGUUAGAAAGUUUAUUCAAUAAUUCGUAUCCUCUGUGUGUCUCUGCAUCACAGUAGUGCCACUUUGAAGAAUAUCCACUGAACGCAAAUGCUGUUCUGUCAGCGACGCCACAAGUAUAUGCUGUUUUUGUUCAAAUCAAAGCAGAAGUACACAUAGAAAACAUACUGACAGUUGAAAGAGUGAAGGAAGUUUGCAUCUAACAGAUAUUCCCUGAAAUAGUGUUAUGGUGAUUGUGGUAAUGGAUUAUGGAAUGGAGUCUGUAUUUUUAUUUUCUUUGUGUACCAAAAGUAUUUUCGUAGCUUCAUAACAUUCAGAUUGAAACAAAAAAGAUGUAGUCCAUCUUUUUUUCUGACAAUGUUUUUCAUACUUUUCUGGACCUUGACAGUUUAUUUUACUUGACAGUCAAUGGGACAAUCACAUGCCUCCCGGUUUUUAUCCUAAAAAAGCUUUUACGGGUUUAAAACGACAUGGGGGUAAGAGCAUGCCUUUAAAUAAUCAAAAUUUUAAAAUACAUUUAUUCAAACAGCUGAGAAUGACAAUUAUUUUGUUCAAUUAAUAUUGGAACAGUACAUAGUUGUGUAAAGGCUAUAUUCAAUUAUUUAAAACAUGUAAGAUUUAUAAUUGAUGAUAAAUGUCUGAACCUGGUUAUUGUAAAUUAUGUAAAUGAUGGAAAUUGUAUAUGUAAUUCAUAUGCAUAAAUCCUAAAUUUAGGUUAUCUCCAUAUAUUUAUUUAUUUAGCAUCAGGUCUUAUUUUACAAUCAUGACUGUACACUACAUGAUAACAUGGAAGGGUACAGGCAAAAUAAAUGUAUACAAGGAAGCAUAAAUAAGCAUAAGCAAAUAAGUAAGCAUAAAUAAUAUUUUAGCAUAUGUCAUUUUAUUUACCAUAAACUGUUUAAGUUAAAUGACAAUAUUAUGCUGCUUGGUCUGAACUGGAAGCAGUAAAGACAGUAAUAAAAAGCCUGUAUGAAUAUCA
This is a messenger RNA of Puntigrus tetrazona (Sumatra barb), 2591 nucleotides long. RefSeq names its product amine sulfotransferase-like. Bases 22 to 885 code for a protein of 287 amino acids. The transcript has 6 exons. The record is from RefSeq and is a predicted model, not a curated record. Gene Ontology annotation, cellular component: cytoplasm. Gene Ontology annotation, biological process: sulfation. Gene Ontology annotation, molecular function: sulfotransferase activity. NCBI's taxonomy places the organism in Eukaryota, Metazoa, Chordata, Actinopteri, Cypriniformes, Cyprinidae.